AUGCGAGGUCCCGGUAGCCCACCACGUCGAAAGUUGAAAGAGAGUUGCAGCCAGUGUGCCUAUGUGAAAGUCAAAUGCAGUAAGGAAAAACCGACGUGUGUCCGCUGUCAAAGCCGUGGUCUCCGCUGCAACUAUGAACUCUCCCACCGAGCGGGUCGGCGCCCAGCCUCAGCGCGAAUCUUGUCCGCCGAUCGGGUCGGGACCCCCAGGCCCAGCCCGCCCAGCCCGCCCCGCCCCGCCCGUUCCUCCUCUCCAACCUCGAUAACUGCCGCAAGCACGAAGCCGGACGAUGGGACUACCACCGAAGGCUCGGCCUCGCUGCCCAGUCCCCUCGUGGACCAGAUCUGCGGGCUUCCUUUGCCACCCGUCCAUGGACUGUCUGGGACCGGGUUAUCGCCGGGCAUAGAUCUCUCCCCAUUCCUCCUCGGGUCGCUACAUUCCCCUUUCAAUAGCCCUGCGAGUGAGAUGAAAGCACCGAUGGGAGGCACAACUGGCGAUAUCGCAGACACGCUGCCCUCGUCUCUGGACUUUGACGCCUACCAAUUAUGGCCUUCAAUAGGUGACCUGCCGAUGCAGGCCCAGCUCGACUGCCUAGCGCCAUCCUCAUCCUCAUCAUCUAUUAGUAACCUCUGCCACGGAACGCUGAUAGGGCAGAGUAGCUGCUCACGGAAAAUGCUGACCGAGCUCGCCGGGGCCCAGAAUGCCAGCAAUCCAUUUAUCCCCUGGGCAGAUUCACCAGGGUCCACCGGAGUCAACGACGCCAUAGCCUUGAAUCGUUACAUUCUACAAGUGGCGACCUCCGUAUUGGAAUGUUCCUGCCUCCAGAGCAACCAUCAACUCCGCUAUCUACUCGUCUUUACUGCGAUGGAUGUUUUAGCUCGGCAUGCCGCUGUGGCCGCGUCAGGUCCCGCAGAUGGCGAGGACCGCGUAGCCCAUGCAAGCCUGGUUUUUGGCGAGCUUCAUCGCGUCCUUCAGUUCAUCGAUCUUCUUUUCCAACGAUGCCGGCAACAACCUUCAUUUUCUUCCGCGCGUACAAGCCCACGCCGCUCACCGGACCCUUUUCAACACCUGGACUUCGCGGAGAUGCAGAACCCAACUGACCCUGGGAUGGUGACUCGCGGCCCUCAGUCCGCCCCGGACUCACCACACAAUAUCGACUAUGAAGUAGACGAGGAUCACUUCCCGACCGAGGCGGAUGACAGCUUGUUCGAUCUCGCUUUUCUGCCGCUGGAGACUGAACUCCGACGACAGUUUGAACAGGUCCGAGAUGAAAUCAAAUCGAUUCUUCGCAAUGUAUGA
This is a messenger RNA of Penicillium canariense, 1299 nucleotides long. RefSeq names its product Zn(II)2Cys6 transcription factor domain-containing protein. Gene Ontology annotation, molecular function: DNA binding; DNA-binding transcription factor activity, RNA polymerase II-specific; zinc ion binding. The record is from RefSeq and is a predicted model, not a curated record. Lineage: Eukaryota; Fungi; Ascomycota; Eurotiomycetes; Eurotiales; Aspergillaceae. Gene Ontology annotation, biological process: regulation of DNA-templated transcription; aflatoxin biosynthetic process. Bases 1 to 1299 code for a protein of 432 amino acids. The transcript has a single exon. Gene Ontology annotation, cellular component: nucleus.